Molecule: messenger RNA, 1902 nt
Organism: Lachancea thermotolerans CBS 6340
Lineage: Eukaryota; Fungi; Ascomycota; Saccharomycetes; Saccharomycetales; Saccharomycetaceae
Gene: LRO1
Product: phospholipid:diacylglycerol acyltransferase
Exons: 1
Coding region: 1-1902 (633 amino acids)
Biological process (GO): triglyceride biosynthetic process; lipid storage
Cellular component (GO): perinuclear endoplasmic reticulum; cytoplasm
Molecular function (GO): phospholipid:diacylglycerol acyltransferase activity
Source: RefSeq, a predicted model, not a curated record
AUGGGUGUCAAGAAUCGCAGAAAGAGACAAGAGUCUUCUCCCGAAUCUGUAACAGAUAAAGGUCAAGAAAAACGCCACGGCGCGGCGGCGUCUCAUCGACACGUUCACAAAAAGAGCAAGAAAUCUAGCCAAGAAAGUAAGAAAACAUGGAGGGAAUCACGAAGAAUAGUGUUCAGUUUGGGUGCCAUCUUGGGGCUACUCAUUGCGGUCUACGCGGGAGCUUACGGAGGGAAGACAAAUAAUACCCUAUUUGAUAACUUUGUAAACUUUGAUUCGCUUCAGGACUACGUUGAUGAUUGGAAGGAAAUAUUGCCGCAGGGCCUUAUGUCGCUUAUUUCUGACGCCCAGCGCACGACGUCUCCCAAGGACCUCACUGAGAGCUUCGCCGUUGGCAAACAGCUUCACAAAGACAUGAAUCUCACAGACAAGCACCCAGUUAUCAUGGUGCCUGGUGUGAUAUCUACCGGGAUCGAAAGCUGGGGUCUAUACGGAGACGAGGAGUGUUCGAGCGAAGCUCACUUCCGCAAGCGGCUGUGGGGAUCUUUUUACAUGCUGAAAACCAUGGUGCUAGACAAAGUUUGCUGGCUGCGGCACGUCAUGUUGGACCCUGAAACAGGGCUGGAUCCGGCCAAUUUUACGCUUCGAGCGGCUCAGGGGUUUGAGGCUGCAGAUUUCUUUAUGGCGGGGUACUGGAUUUGGAAUAAAGUACUGCAAAACCUGGGGGCCAUCGGAUACGAUCCCAAUAAGAUGGCUACGGCGGCCUACGAUUGGAGGCUGGCUUAUUUAGACCUAGAGCGCCGCGAUAGCUAUUUCUCAAAACUGAAGCAGAAGAUUGAGAUGGAUUACAAGCUCACUGGCGAGAAGACCGUGCUAGUAGGCCACUCCAUGGGAUCGCAAGUCGUGUUCUAUUUCCUGAAGUGGGUUGAGGCCGAAGGACCUCUCUACGGCAAUGGUGGAGUUGGGUGGGUUGAAAAGUAUGUGGACUCGUUUGUUAACGUAGCUGGUACGCUGCUGGGGGCCCCUAAGACAGUCCCGGCUCUGAUAAGCGGCGAAAUGAAAGACACAAUCCAGCUGAAUGCCUUGGCCAUGUACGGUUUGGAGAAAUUCUUCAGCAGAAAAGAGCGGGUCGACAUGAUACAAACAUGGGGCGGCGUCCCUUCAAUGCUCCCCAAGGGCGGUUCCAUGAUCUGGGGCACUAACGAGGUGUCCGUCGAAGACAACACGCACAACAACUCUCACUCGUUCGGUGAGUUCAUACGGUUUGAGCGUGAGUCGCAAAGUGUCUUCUCGCAGCGCAGUUUUUCAAUGGAUGACUCCAUUGACCUGCUGCUGCGGCUCUCGCCAACCUGGUUGCAGAAACGCAUUAAAGACCAGUACUCCUUUGGUGUGGCAACAUCAGAGAAGCAGAUGCGCGAAAACGAACUCCAUCACACUUACUGGUCCAACCCUCUUGAGGUACCGCUGCCGGACGCGCCUAGCUUGAAGAUUUACUGCAUUUACGGCGUGGGCAACCCGACAGAGCGUGCCUACGUCUACAAAGAAGACCCGGAACACCCGGACCUUAACAUCACCAUCGACUACGAAAGCAGUAACCCCGUCUCCUUCACGGACGGCGACGGAACCGUGCCCGUGGUGACUCACGCAAUGUGCCAAAAGUGGGCUCAGGGUCGUAGUCCCUACAACCCAAGCAACGCCUCCGUCAAAAUCAUAGAAAUUAAGCACCAGCCCGAGCGCUUCGAUAUUCGCGGCGGCGCCAAAAGUGCAGAGCACGUCGACAUCCUAGGUAGCGCAGAACUAAACGAAUAUGUGCUGAAAAUCGCUGGCGGAAAAGGAGAUUCUAUAGAGCCGCGCGAGCUAACUAACCUGAGUCAAUGGGUUCGCGAUAUGCCAUUUCCUAUGUAA